CAUUCUUUCCUUGUCCGAGCUGUCCUUGUGUCAUGACAGACUGAGAGAAAGCCAUGGCUCGCUGGCAGCACAACACUCACCAUGGCCGCCACACGCGAAAGAGCUUUGCCCAAAGAAAAGCAAAGAGAAAAGGCAGUGCUGAUUCUGUCAAGACAUCUCAGAGUGGAGGUGCGUUUGGCGGGGAGAAACGACGUCCCAUUGCUGAUCUGGUAGACUAUGUCCGGAGUUGCUCAAAAGCUUUGGAUGGUCUUUCCAAAACUGAAGAGAACCUGCUAUCAAGCCGUGCUCUGGAAGAGGCCACAGCUGCACCUGAUCGGUUGUUCUCAAUUGCUUCUGACCAACGAGGUUCGAAGCCGCUUGAAAAGCUGAUCAAAAAAGCAACACCAGAGGUGUUCUCACUUAUCUUUAAGAUGCUGCUAGAGGCAUUUGGCGACUUGGCCACCAACCAGUAUGCAUCACAUGUUCUUGAAACAGCGCUGAGGUCCUGGGCAGACCGUUUGGGAAAUGACAAACCCAGCCUGCAUCAUUGCCAGCCUCUCGUUACAGCUUGUUCUCGGUUGAAUGACGAGGCCUUGUGGCCCUCUCUUGCAAUCAAUCCGUGCUCUGCACAUGUUCUUCGGGCGCUGCUAAUGGCACUUGGUGGCUACGCACACGAGGAAGGCAAAGAGAAGCUGGCAGCACGUGCUGGAUUGCUGCCACAGACAAAACACCCGAUUCCUUCAGAAAUCGCUGAAUGCAGACGCAAAUCUGCUGCAAGUCUUGUGAAACUCAUCAAGCAGGACAACACCAAUGAUUUCAAUUCUCCAAAUUCUCCAAGCCUUUGCUUGAAUGCUCAUGCAAGUCCUAUCAUCCAGUUGCUCUUGCGACUUCUACGCGAUUGUGGAGACCGUGCUCUCCUUUCUGAAGCUUGUGCUGCGGUGGUGGGAGCAAAGGCAGUGAAUGGCAGCCCGUCUGUAGAACGAUGUGAUGCUUUGAUGGCUUCAGCAGCAGGAUCUCGUGUUUUGGAAGCAGUUCUUGAAACCGCCGGAGCGGAGCUCUUUGCAGAAUUAUUCUCACGCUACUUCAGAUCACGUUUGUGUGACCUUGCAACAGCCACAAGCACCGAAUUCGGUCCAUUUAUUGCUCAAAAAGUGGCAGACGCUCUGAGGGAAGGGCCGCAGCUUCAGCUGGCAUUGAAUGAACUGGAUUUUGUGGCUUGCUUGGGGAGUGGAUCUCAAAAUGCUCAGCACAUGGUUGUGCUGAAGUUUCUUGAAGCAUCGUUGCGAUUGCGAGCAGCGCUGAAACAAGCUGCUGGAGGAGUUUUUCGCGCUUUGGCGCUACAUGCUUCUUCAGAGUAUCAUCGUGCUUGGUCAUCUCUGUUAUCGCUUGCACCUCUGGAUGUGAACUCCCUGAUUGAAGGGGAGUGGAUGAGCAAAAGCGAGCGCAAGUCGGAAAAGACUAACAGCAAAACAGAUGGGAAGGAUACGAAACUGAAAGCCAAGAAAGGCAAGAAAUUCAAAGGCAUGGAAAAAGGAGUCCACUCCGGGGAAGACAAAAAGGAGAACCCUGAAACCGAAGCUGGUGAGGCUGAAAGCGUUGGAAGUCCAAAACUACGGCGACUGCCAGCUGCCGGAGCAAUGCUCCUUGCAGUUCUCUUGCGCUUUCCUGCGGAAACAGUAGCUCCAAUCGUGUCGGGCCUCUCCAAGAUUUUAAGGAAAGACAUUCUACUUGCCCUUGCACUGGAGUCACGCACUGCACGUGUUUUGGAAGCUGCAUUGGCACCAUCUUCAGCUCUUGGUAUGCGACGUCUUAAGCUAGCUGCUUCUUUCAAGGGUCUAAUGGCAACUUUGGGGCCUCACCACAUUGGUGGCUGGGUUUGCGCAGCCUUGUGGCGAACAAGUUUGGGGGAUUCGGGCCUCCGUCAGGCUUUUGCAAAAGAGCUCCUUGACGUGGAGGAAAAGCUUCGAGCUGACAACUUCGCAGUUUGGAAAGUAUGCGGCUUGCACCAAGUCAAAGUGCACACUGCUGAAUGGAUGCAGCAACAAAAGAAAGCUGGCAAAGUUCAAGCGCUUUUUGGCGAUUUGAUUGAAGGGGAUACUGAAUCCGCAAGAGCAGCAAAGAUGCGAAAAGUCAGAGCAGCUGAGGAUGAGGCUUUGGCAAAGGCAGCAACAGAAGCAAUGGAAGACCCAACUGUUGCGGCGCUGCUGCCUUGUGAACCCAUGGAAGAAUCUCCUGCCCUUGCGACGAUCGAAGUUUCCCAGUCAAAAAGCAAAGCAACUUUUCCUGCAUUCAACAUCGCUGACUCUGGUGACCAAAGCCUGCAAGAGACUCUGCAGCUGAUCAAAGGCAAGGCCAGUCGCAAGAAGCGGAAGCGAGCUCGAGAAAUUGCAGAGGAAGAGCCAGAAUGAAGCGACCGUCAAAGUGUCUUGGUCUUGGUUCAUCCGAAUGGAUGGGAACUGUGAAGGAGAGCACUUCCUGUCGGAGUUUCUUGGCUAUGGCGGCUAUGGCAUGCUAUCCUGCACAGAAACAAUGAAAUAUGGUGAUCCCCACGUCCCGAUCAAACAUCAAAGCAUGCAAAGUCCAGGCAAGUCGUAGAUAGGACGGUACAUUUUGACACCAUUGCAAAGCAGUGGGAAGAAAA
This is a messenger RNA of Cladocopium goreaui, 2620 nucleotides long. The record is from the annotation of a GenBank genome assembly. NCBI's taxonomy places the organism in Eukaryota, Dinophyceae, Suessiales, Symbiodiniaceae.